Aspergillus niger is the source of this 1110-nucleotide messenger RNA. RefSeq lists its product as uncharacterized. NCBI's taxonomy places the organism in Eukaryota, Fungi, Ascomycota, Eurotiomycetes, Eurotiales, Aspergillaceae. The record is from RefSeq and is a predicted model, not a curated record. The transcript has 3 exons. Gene Ontology annotation, molecular function: peptide-N4-(N-acetyl-beta-glucosaminyl)asparagine amidase activity. Gene Ontology annotation, cellular component: nucleus; cytosol. Gene Ontology annotation, biological process: glycoprotein catabolic process; protein deglycosylation; protein quality control for misfolded or incompletely synthesized proteins. The coding region runs from base 1 to 1110 and encodes 369 amino acids.
AUGCCUCCGCAAACGUCUACUCAAUCACCCUUGCUCCGCAAUCUUCCUAUCGUUCCUGCUCCCCCACAAGAUCCGGCUUCUCUGAAAUUUCGCAACCUUCUCCACGUUCUUUCUGUAACACCGACCAAAUAUGAGAACCCCGGUCUUUUGGAUGAGGCUCUCGCCCACAUUCCCCUCGACCGGUUGUACUCGGAGGCAGAGGAAGAAAGUCAGAUUAUGCAGGCUCAGGCAGCUAGUGUAGGAGGAAAGCCGGAAUGGGGAUACCAAGACUGCGUCAUUCGGGCGCUCCUCAGGUGGUUCAAGAAUUGCUUCUUUAAAUUCGUCAAUAACCCUCCCUGCGCUCGAUGCGGCUCGCCCUCGAUUGCCCAAGGAAUGACUCCCCCGUCGCCCGAUGAGACCGCACGCGGUGCAACUCGUGUCGAAUUGUACCGAUGCUCGGAAGGAAUGUGUGGUGCCUACGAAAGAUUCCCCCGCUACUCGGAUGUGUGGCAGUUGCUGCAAACUCGACGAGGACGUGCCGGUGAAUGGGCCAACUGCUUUAGCAUGUUCUGCAGAGCUCUUGGUGGACGUGUACGAUGGGUGUGGAACGCCGAGGAUCACGUCUGGACUGAGGUGUACUCGGAGCAUCAGCGCCGUUGGGUGCAUGUAGAUGCUUGUGAGGAGGCCUGGGAUCAGCCCCGUCUCUACACUGAGGGCUGGGGACGAAAAAUCUCUUACUGCGUUGCAUUCUCGAUCGAUGGAGCCACAGAUGUUACUAGACGCUAUGUUCGAAGCCCAACACGACAUGGCAAGGCCCGGAACCGUGCUCCUGAGGAGGUGCUUGUGUGGGUGAUCCACGAGAUCCGGAAGAAGCGCCGGGAGAAUCUCUCGAAGACGGAUCAGCGACGCCUGAUGAAGGAAGAUGAGCGUGAAGAGAGGGAGCUGCGUGCCUACACUGCGUCCGCCCUUGCUGCGGAACUGAACAACCUCUUCCCCCAGAACACACCCACCGGCCGACCUGAGGAUCAGAAGACGCCCGCCUCGCGGCAGGAUGUCCCCAUGGAGUGGCUCGAUACUCGACAGAGGAAUUCUGGCCAUUCUGGCCCUGACGGAUCGCACAACGGCCGGUAA